GCAUAUUUAUUGUACUUUUAAACUGCUACUAAAAUUGUUUUACUACGGCCAUCAAGCACUUGUAAACACAAAAUCAGUGUUACCCCUUAUCAUAUUUCUGGCCUCAGAGGCUCGCGCUAAGUGAGUUUUGAAUUUGGCAACAACGGUUAUGCCUAACUUUCCUGAUCAUGUGUAAACCGUUAUGAGGAUUAUUUUUUGGGGAAAUACAGUGAAAAUUAUUUACAGCUAUUUGAUGUAAACCAAGUCUUAUGGAGUUAAGCAAAGUGUGCGCUUUAUGUGGACUAAAAGACAUGAACACAAGAACCUUAAUGUUAAUAUCGAAAAGCGGAGAAAAAGCAUUUGAAUCUUAAAUAACAGUCUGAAACUGGGCUCUAUUAACGCACAGUCGUUGACUUCCGGGUUUAUCAACCAAGAUGUCUUCCACGGGCCGUAAACUGUAAAUGAUGUCGGGACAUAAUACUAAAAGCAUGAAGUACACACACCGUUGCAUUUCUUUACUUUUAGUAAUAUAUAGCGUAUUUCUGGUGAUGACAGAAAGUUGCCGAAUUUCACACUAUACUGAUGAUUGUGGAAAUAAAGGAUUGCUGUGGAACUGUAGUGGCUUUAACAUCUCCAAAUUACCAACACUGUUACCUCCCGAGUUAAAGAAUCGCAGUAUAACUCUGGAUUUAUCUUUCAAUCAUUUUUCCCUCUUGACAGAAUAUACGUUUCGACAGGUAGCCACCUAUUCCAACGUGACUUCAGUAAUUUUAAACCACAACAAAAUAACAAGGAUCGAAAAUCGGACUUUUCAAAAACUGACCUCCUUGUGCAGUUUGGAUCUCUCGUUUGCAAACCUUGAAAAAAAUCAAAUCGACUCCAAUGUAUUUUAUAAACUUGAUGAAUUACAUGUUCUUCUAAUUCAUCAAAACAAUUUUCAAAGAUUGGGAUACCCUGAUAUACAGCUUUCAAAACUACCUUCAUUGAAACACCUAAAAAUUGAUCUCUUUUUUGGAUUUGCAUUUACAAAACCAUUUGAAAAUCUUACAAGUUUAUCUCAACUAGAAUUCGAAAUUCUCAGCGAUUUUAAGUUAACCAGUACGUCUUUUCAAGGUCUAAAUCGCUCUCCAAUCAACAGUCUAAUUAUGUAUUUUAAAGACCACGUAGAUUGUGACGUUUCAGAAGACCUCUUUUGCUCAUUUCCAUACUUAAAUCAAGAAAUUCAAAUAAAUUUCGGUGGUAGGUGUAGUGUUCAUGUUGCAUUAAGGUCCCUGAAAUGUUUGCAAAAUCGUGAAAUACAACAACUUGAUUUAAGUGGAAACAAGGAAACUUUUGAAUCUGAUAUAAUUAUCAUAGAUGAUACAUUAUUUGAGUACCUUGUCAACAUCUGUGUAAGAGAACUUUAUUUAGGAAACAACGAUAUUAUCUAUCUAAAGGCAGAUAUAUAUAGAACAACAUUAUGGGCUUGCUUAAAUACUAUCAGCCUCAACUAUAAUGACAUACAACAUGUUGAUUUGAAUGCAAUUUUCGCUUUUUUCACUUGUCCAUUACUGCAAAGUAUGGAUGUAUGCUGCAAUACUCAAUCACCCCGUAUUGCGGUAAAUAACUCUACGUAUCUUCUAAAGCAAAUGCAUCCAUUUUUUAAACUUUAUCUACCAAAGAAUCUUAAGGUUUUUAACUAUUCAUAUAAUUUUAUUCACGAUGCCCAUGAAUGGCCCUUGCAAGUAGAAGUUUUUGGAAAAAGCAUGGAAGAGUUGUAUCUCAUAAAAACAAACGUCCCUCUGAUGUUAAAAGGUAUUUUCAAUUUUCCGUCACUGUCUUUCCUCGAUUUAUCGAAAAAUGACUUUGCAAACAUCCACCCUGAUAUAUUUCAAGGCGUAAAAAACCUUCAGCAAUUACAUGCGGUUGAUGUCAACUUAGAUUUUACUAAUAAUUUAAUUUCCGAUAGAUUGUUUAAAAAUCUGAAACACUUGACUAAACUUGAUAUUUCUAAAAACAGGUUAACUUUUCUACCCUCUUUCCUUUUGAAAGACCAGAAGAAUUCUUUAACGGAGAUUAAUCUUGAUCAUAAUAUGUUCUCUGCACUCUCAAAUUCCUUGGUGGAACUACAAAAUUUAAACACACUCUAUGUGCGGUACAACUCGAUAUCAAGGAUAUCUGAGAAAGAUCAGAAAUAUUUUAAAUCAUUUAAAAAUUUCUCAAUUUAUUUAGAGGGCAAUCCGAUUUCCUGCACAUGUUUAAACGGCCAGUCUUUGAGAUGGAUGAAAAACCAUCAAUAUAUCUUUUCAGAUCUUCCUGGGUUACUCUGUAUAGAGAGUAAAACUGCAAUUGUUGAAUUAUUCAGCGAAAAUAUGUGGCGAAAAUUUGAACUAGAUUGUCAGACCACCGAGUGGCUGAUAUUUUCUGUUGGAUUGCUGGUAUUAACAUUGUUAACACUCAUCAUAAUAGCUGUUAUUAAUAAAUACCGUGUUCAUUUGGAGUACGUUGUUCUAAGAAUAAAACAAAGAUGGAAAGGCGUUUAUCUACCAACCCAGGGAGAUGUGUUUCUACAUGAUGUGUACGUUUCUUAUUGUGAUGAAGACCUUUUUUGGAUCACUGAUAGUUUAUAUCCAAGACUUCAAAUCUUAAAUUUAAAAGCGUGGUUUAAAGAAAAAGAUUCCAUUCCAGGAGGUUGGGUAUCGGAAGAAAUUGUCAACUGCAUCAACGAUAGCAGGAAAGUGAUAUUUAUCGUAAGCAAAGGUUUCCUGGACAAAGGAUGGCAGUCAUAUGCUGUUCAAAUGACCAUAACACACGCAUUUCGUAACCAACGUCAAAAAUCGAUUGUGGUUAUAAUUAAAGAUGGACUUCCUCUGGAAAGACUACCGAAGGAAUUCAAACACAUAUGGUGGUGUAUUGAGCAUCUUAGAUGGCCAGAGGAUGAUACAAAUGACGAUAUGAUACUUUCGAAGUUAUCUAAUGUUUUGAAAACUGAAUAAACAUUGUACUUGACUUUUGGAGAAAUUCGUAUUUUGGAUACUUGUAGUUAUCUAUUCUUCAUUUUAAAAAUUUCGGCUUAAAAUUAGUUCAUGAAGCAUCUAAUGAACAUAUACAAAGAUAAAAACAUAGAGUAUUUCUGGAAA
Messenger RNA from Magallana angulata, 3098 nucleotides. Its product is annotated as toll-like receptor 4. Gene Ontology annotation, cellular component: membrane. The transcript has 4 exons. Gene Ontology annotation, molecular function: protein binding; transmembrane signaling receptor activity. Bases 441 to 2954 code for a protein of 837 amino acids. The record is from RefSeq and is a predicted model, not a curated record. Gene Ontology annotation, biological process: immune response; toll-like receptor signaling pathway. NCBI's taxonomy places the organism in Eukaryota, Metazoa, Mollusca, Bivalvia, Ostreida, Ostreidae.